Messenger RNA from Sebastes umbrosus (honeycomb rockfish), 5879 nucleotides. RefSeq names its product forkhead box O3b (gene foxo3b). NCBI's taxonomy places the organism in Eukaryota, Metazoa, Chordata, Actinopteri, Perciformes, Sebastidae. The transcript has 4 exons. Gene Ontology annotation, cellular component: mitochondrial matrix; nucleus. Bases 519 to 2519 code for a protein of 666 amino acids. The record is from RefSeq and is a predicted model, not a curated record. Gene Ontology annotation, biological process: regulation of transcription by RNA polymerase II. Gene Ontology annotation, molecular function: DNA-binding transcription factor activity, RNA polymerase II-specific; RNA polymerase II cis-regulatory region sequence-specific DNA binding.
CAUGCGCGUGUCUGUACGUACGUAAGUGUGUGUAUGUGUGUGUGAGUGUGUGUGUGUGUAUGUGUGUAAGUAAGUGUGCAGCUCUGUGUGGAGAGCAGAUCGAGAUACAGUAGUAACCCGGAGUGAGUGAGGUGGCAGUCUUUAUUCCACAUCGACACUGACUGACUUUGCCCUGCAUGCAUACAAUCCAAUCUGUCUCCAUAACGCAGAGCGCACUUGAGGAGUGGAAAGAGGAAAAGAAAAGAUGGCAUCUGGAAGUGGCCGUGGACAAUCCGGGAUCUAGUCUCUUCUGGGUGUUUUUUUUUAAUAUAAUUUUUGGGACCACAGAGCACAAAUUGACUGGCAGUGCAAGGCGUGAAUAAGUAAGUUUCUGGUGGAGGAACUGUUCUGUGUUUGGGACUCUGCUGCUGGUGGAGAGGAAUAGCAACAAAAGGACGGGAGCGCGCAUUCAUUCAUGGGACGCGACUUUGACAGCUCCUCGUUUCUUGUCUUGUAAACUUUUUUUUAUUAUUUACCUCAUGGCCGAGGCUCCGCUCCAAGACCUGGACCUGGACGUGGUCAUCGACCCGGAUUUCGAGCCCCAAAAGCGGCCACGUUCUUGCACCUGGCCGCUGCCGCGACCGGACUCCAACGCGGCGGAGGAGAAACCGGAGAGCAACGAUAUUAUCCCCGAAGAGGAGGAUGAUGAAGACGAUAACAACAUCACCACUACGGCAAACGAGUCUGGGUUGUUGGCGACGGACGACCAGAGCUCCAGCAGCCCCGCCGCGGCCGAUGGAGCUCUCUCCUCUCCCGGACAAGACAGCGGAGGCUCCCCGCACUCCGAGCACUCUCCGACGGCCACCUCUGGCGCUCUGACCCCCAGCGGCUUGGCUGCCCAGCAGACCCCGAGGAAAGCAUCGUCUCGCCGCAACGCCUGGGGGAAUCUCUCCUACGCAGACCUGAUAACCAAAGCCAUUGACAGCACACCGGACAAGAGACUGACACUGUCUCAAAUAUAUGACUGGAUGGUGAGAUCCAUCCCUUACUUCAAAGACAAAGGAGACAGCAACAGCUCUGCAGGAUGGAAGAACUCCAUCCGGCACAAUCUUUCCCUCCACAGCCGCUUCAUCCGCGUCCAGAACGAGGGAACGGGGAAGAGUUCCUGGUGGAUGAUCAACCCAGAGGGAGGGAAGGGUGGCAAGGCUCCUCGCCGACGUGCAGUCUCCAUGGACAACAGCAACAAGUACACCAAGUCCGCCCGUGGCCGUGCUGCCAAGAAGAAGGCAGCUCUGCAGGCCGCGGCCGCAGCAGCUGGCGAAGGCGGCGGAGACAGUCCUUCAGGUCUCUCCAAGUGGCCCGGAAGCCCGACGUCACGCAGCAGCGAGGAGCUGGACGCCUGGACAGACUUCCGCUCCCGCACUAAUUCCAACGCCAGCACACUGAGCGGUCGCCUCUCACCCAUUCUGGCCAACCCUGAGCUAGACGAGGUGCCCGAUGACGAGCCUCCUCUCUCGCCAAUGCUGUACUCUAGCCCUGGCAGAGCGCUGUCUCCUGGCAACCCCACGACCAACGGGAAGUCCGUGCCGACUGAGCUGCCCCGCCUGGCCGACCUGGCGGGUACAAUGAACCUGAAUGACGGACUCACAGAUGACCUGAUGGACGAGUUGCUGGAUAACAUCAACCUGGUGCCAACCGUGACGUUGCCGAUCGCUAUAAACGGUUCCUCAGGGUUCAAUUUUGUGUCCAAGCCCAACGGACUGGGCUCACCUCCCUCCACCUCCUCUCCCUCCACCAACUCUUCUUCUAACGGUGGAGUUAACGGUUACAGUAACUCCAUCUUCGGGCCCAUCACAGGGGUCUCCUCUCUGCGUCCGUCCCCCAUGCAAACCAUCCAGGAGAACAAGCAGACCUCCUUCUCCAGCAUCAGCGUGCCUCGCUUUGGCAGUCAGACACUACAAGACCUGCUCAACCCUGACAGCCACAGCCACAGCGAUGUCAUGAUGACCCAGUCCGACCCGCUGAUGUCACAGGCCAGCACCGCCGCCGUCAUUUCUCAGAACUCCCGCCGUGGCCUCAUGCUCCGUAAUGAUCCCGUAAUGACCUUUGGGACCACUGGGGGACUUCAGGGCAGCCAAGGGGAGAUAGUUCAAAGUAACAACCACAACCAUAGCUCCCUGAGGUCUCUAAACGGAGGCCUGAACCUCGCCAACGAGGCUAACGUUCUGGCAAAUGCCAAGCAGCAGCUCCUGCUCUCACCCUUGGGAGGAAACGGUUCCUCUUCCAUGCAGAUCGACACCUCGAUCUUCCUAAACGGAACAGUUAGCAGCAGUGGAGGGAUCUGCCAAGACCGUUUCCCCACAGAUCUGGACCUGGACAUGUUCAACAGCACCCUGGAGUGUGACAUGGACACCAUCAUCAGGAACGAACUGAUGGAGGCAGACGGCCUGGACUUUAACUUUGACACUCUGGCCAACAUGAAUGGAGUCGGCAACUUCGCAAGCACCAAGCAGACCUCUGGGAGCUGGGUACCCGGCUGAGAGGGUCAGGCCGGGGAGGAGCAGAGCAGGUCUGAACUGUGUAGUGCAAGAGAAGAUCAGACACUCAACAUCCUUUUUGCCAAACCUGCCAUCAGCACAACGUAAAAAAUACGAACCCUGUGUUUACAGAAGACUUCCUCUCGAGAGCUUUACCUUCGCUCCCACACUGGUGAACCAUGAACGAUCCGACAGACUCUAGAGAUACUGCACAUCAGCCCUCAAAGCCUCCUGUGAAACAACAACAAACAACAACAAAAGAAACUCACAAAUCGAAUUAUGCAAUUUUCCUUUUGACACCCAGUCUGUUGAUAUCAAAGAGACACUGCUUUAUCAGAAGGGGUUUCAGGUGGAAUAUGAGGACUCAAUAUCAAGCAAAGAUUGAAGGAGGUGCGCGGUGCAGUUUUUUCUGUUGAAGACAACAAAAAAAAAGUGUAAAGUGAAAAAAUCAAGAAGUGAUGUGGUGUAAAUCUGAUCCAGUGGUUUCCUGGGAUGUGUUAUGUUGAAAAAAAAAGAAUUUCCCUCUGUUCUCACUUAGUGAUUUUAAAUGUUCAGUGUUUGUUUUUUGGAUUUUUCUGUUUUAUCAUAAUUGUUUCUGCAUCAUACAUACAUGUCUUUACAAAAAGAAUAGGUGUAUUGAUGAAAUGAAAAGAUGGAAAUGGAGUAUCAUACAGUACAUGCAGACACACAAACACUCUCCCCCAGUUUGCAAAACUUCAGAACCAUUAGAAGUUAAAACUCAACGCCAUGCACUUCCAGUUUUGUUCUUAUAAAUUGUUUCAAUUAAAUAAAAUGCUGCAUACUGAGGGUUAUAUUACAAAUAGCUGAAUAUUACAAAAAUAUUUGUGUAUAUCUAACUGUAAAAAAAAAUAUGAAAAAAAGACUAGAGGAAGUCAUGGAUAUUUGUACAGUGCAGGGCAGUGUAAAGUUAAAGAAGCAGGGGGAAAGAUUUUGUCUGUCUUCUCUUAGAUCUCUUAACUUCUGGUGAGUUCUGUCGAGGUCGUUUAUCACUGCGUAAUGAUGUAGCCAAAAUAAAAUACCUGUGUCCUAUUAGGUUGUGAACAUUUCCACACCAUUACAGGUGCUAUGUAAACAGUGUUGAACCCUGCCCCUGAGAGCAAGCCGUGCAUUUUCAUUUGUUCAUUUUCCGUUUCGACCUGCAGAAGCCCAAAGCUGCAGCCACUUGUAGCACGGCGAGGUUGAACCUGUAGACGGCGACGGGGAGGGAAGGGGAGGGAAGGGGCGGGAGCAGGGUUUUAGGCUCAUUCCUCUAGAAGCCAUUUGUUUCUCGAGUAAAACAAUAAUAAGCUAUCUCUGUAUAUUGCCAAAUUACUUGAAACAGACAGUAGGAUAUGCUGGCAGCCAAAUCACACACACACAUAUAUUGCACACACAUAGAUAGAAGAAAUAAUACCAGGGAUCUGUGUUAAGCUCUGCUGUUUUCUUGUCAAGAGCUUGUGGGGCUUCUUAUGCAUAUAUAGAAUCACUCAGGGGGGAAAAGGGAGGCUUCCCGUUUAAGUAACAUCAAGUCACAUUCUAAUGGUAUUUUAACAUUUCUUGAUAAAAAAAAACAAAAAACAGUAAUGCUUUGUGUUUGUGAACUUGUAACCUGUGAACUUUUUGGCCGUCAAGAUGAAGAAGGAAGAUAAUCGUCAGGGUUCACGCGGUCUGUUAUGUUUUGCCGUCAUAGCUUUUUUUUUUUUCCCUCUCGUCGGACUCGCAUACACACACAUCCCCUCCCAACCCCCCUCAUGGACACGCCUGGUGCUCCUGCAGGUGACUUCCUGUAUCUCCUGAAUACAUGUUAAUGUGUGUGUUUGUCUGUGGAGUUUAUUUCUGUUUGAAUUAAUCUCACGAGGACGUGUAAUCCCUCACUAUCCCUCAUGGUGCAUACAGCACAGCCGACUGUAUGCAUGUAUGUAUUUAUGCAUUAUGAAUUGUGUGAAAUGCAUAUAUACUCGCUGUAUGUCCUUAUAUACUCAUGUAGUACUUGACCCUUGGAUUUUUGUGAUACCUCUGAAGGUAAAGUUGAAGAAAUAACGAACAACGCCCGGUAGGAGGGAACACUGUUACCAGCGAUUUACUUAUUGAACCAGAUUUUUUGAAAAUGGUGGAAAGCACCGUUGUUGUAGCAUCUGGACGCCCCUGGUAUCCCUUCUGUGUCUGGGAUAGCGACAUGAAGUGUGUGUCCCGCUGUGUAAAAUAGUGUACAGAUGUGUGUAUAUCACUUUGAGGCCAAGGCAGAGGAGCGUGUGUGUGCAUGGUUGGCUAGAAUGAUCUACCGUGCUAUCCGAGGUUUAGUGCAUGACCUAGCUGUACCCCUCAGACCCUUCCAAUGGUGCCGUCCUGCGACAGAAAUUGUAACAAAGAGAGGAACCCUGUGUCUUUAUAGCACUCAAACACACUUUUAAAAUCAGGGCUUACAGAGCAGCAUCCUCUCGCAUUAAUGGGUUUAUUAUUACAAGUGUGUGUACAUCGACAGACACAGGGAAAGCCUCCUUAUUUCACGGACGUUCCUCGGCUUCACACUUGUUUUAUUCCACGUGGAGCACAGCAGGUUCACGUCUUGGUGCUCUCGGUGAGCGUCAUAACUUUGACGGUGGUUAAAGCGUCAUCUGACAAUGAGCUGGAAUUUCACAUCUAAAAUUUCCAGAGCAUGUCUUUUGGCAGGGGGGGAAUCCUGAGCCAUCACCUGAACUACUAAGCAUUUGAAUUUACUGACCGUACGAAAUAUUAGGAGAGCUUUACUCGUCCUGUGAAGAAGACUGACAAGGUAAAUCCAGGGAGUAAUCCUUUCUAUUUAAAGAGGGGUUAUCGAUCCUUGAUAAAACUGCAAAUCUCAAUCGCAGGAAGGUGCUCCUUUACAUUUUGUACAUUCAGUGUAAAAUGUUUUGGCUCUUUGGGGAGAUAGUUUACACUUAGUCAUAGUGGAGCAGGCCUUCCACACAACCACUCAGUGCUUCAUUCAGGCACAGAUCAUCUCCUCUUGUGCCCGACACACACGCACACACACGUACACACACACACAUACACCUGCAGCACAACACGUGCAAGUUUAAAGCUAAGAAAAGCAAAAAAAAAAAAUAGAAGAAACAUACCACUAGAUACCUUAAUCACCUCUUGGACGUUUCCUUUUCAUUAUCUUCUCUUGGACCUUUUCCACCCUGGUUUAGAGGCCCGGGCCAGCUCCCCUCCAUACGCCCUCUGAACUUUGCCCUUUGAACUUUGCCCUUUAUUAAUCUUGCUUCUUCUCGACUUGAUGUUAGUGGGUAUUUUUCCUGUGUAUUCCAUUUUGAAUUGUAAUCUAGUUUGUAUAAGAAAUGGUGCGCAUGUAAAUAAAGCUUGGUGAGGCUCCACACCCUU